AAGUUGACUGCUCUUCAGCUCUCACCUUCCUAGCAUCUCCCUGCCAACCGAAGGAGAAUACCAGACUACCUCCCCUUCGACAUUCAAGGCUCCAUUCGACGAUGUUCUAAUCUAAACUCGCAUUCCCAGGCUUCUCCUUACUUGUCGACCACUUACACGAAUCCGUUGUGCCGCAAUUCCACGAUGAAGUCGUUCGCUACUCUCGCCCUCUACGUCUUGGCCGUCGGCCUGACUGACGCUCUCGACCUAUCUAUCGUGCCGACCGCUACCAAGGAUGCUUGGUGCGUUUCACAGAAAGCACAGUGCCCUCUGCUGUGCCUACAAUACCCAGGAGACAAUGGCGACACCAUCACGAACACGUGCGAUUCCAAAUCCCUCGCCUGGAGCUGCGUCUGUUCCGUCAACGGCCUUACCCCCAACAUGACCCAAUACCACCUCACCAUCCCCUACUACAUCUGCACCGAAACGAACAACCAGUGCAAGAACCUGUGCGCGAUAGGCGACGGCGCGUGCGCGACCAACUGCGAAGUCAACAAUCUCUGCGGCGCCCAAUCCCCCACCCGCAUCAACUCCUCCACCAUCUCAACCACCAUGUCUUCCACCGCCGGCCCCACGGCCACCGACGCGGACGGCAACAUUAUCUACAGCGGCUUCGGUGGCGAUGCCGCGGCUACGGGUUCGAGCGGUGGUGAUAACGGCGGCGGUGUGAGUGGAACUGGUGCGGCGUCGGGAUUGUAUGUGGAGGGACCGGUUGUUGGAAUGGCUGCGUUGGUGGCUGCGGUUGGGUUGGGAUUCGGCAUUCUGGCCUAAGCGGUUGGAGAAUUAUAGUGUGUGCAGAAGAGAGAGCGUAAAACAAUGGUUUGGAAGACGCGAGAAGAGACGUGGGCAUCCUGAAGAUGCGUAAUUGCACUAGCUGUCUCGGGCCGUGCGUGGGGUCCAAGCCAUCAGCGACAUUGGAAUUGAGCAUUUGAAGCGCCAACAUUAAUCAUAUAUUACAUCUAUUUCGCAACACCAGAGUGGAAGC
Eremomyces bilateralis CBS 781.70 is the source of this 1024-nucleotide messenger RNA. RefSeq lists its product as uncharacterized. The coding region runs from base 184 to 810 and encodes 208 amino acids. The record is from RefSeq and is a predicted model, not a curated record. Lineage: Eukaryota; Fungi; Ascomycota; Dothideomycetes; Eremomycetales; Eremomycetaceae. The transcript is spliced from 5 exons.